AGCUGCGCGGCGAAGGUGCGCGCCGCGAGAGGUUAAGCCGUACCUGUGCUCCGCUCGGCGCUCGCUCCAUCAGUUGUCACUUGUCAUAUCCGCGGAGUAGUCGUGCGCGGCGACUAAAAAGUAAGCGACACACACGGACACCGCAGACUCGUGUCGUUUAACGCGAAGAAGAGGACGAUCGAGACAACAUGUGGAGCCCGACGCACGUCCAGGUCAUAGUUCAACGUGCCAAGGGCCUCAUCACCAAGGGAAAGAACAAGACCAACGACUGCUUCGUGACGAUCGCGUUGGGCAAGGAGAAGUACCAGACGUCGGUGAAGGAAAAGGCUGCGGAAAAUGUCGAGUGGCACGAGGAGUGCGAGCUGCAGAUACCCCAGCAGGGCAACACCGCCGAGAUCGUUCUCACAGCCCUUCAUCGGAAUUUCAUCGGGGUCGACGAGUUUCUCGGCACCGUGCGCAUACCGCUCUCCAGCUUCGACAUCUACGAGAUGCCCAAGAACCGGUGGUACGAGCUGACCGGUAAACCAGGAAAAGAGAACACGAAGGAGCGGGGCAAACUCGAAGUUCGUAUCGGGUUCAUCGUGCGAGCGGGAAGUCUGACGGACCUGACGAAAAAGGAGCGACACAAGAGCUCGCUAGGACAGCUAUCGUCGGCGGCACAGUCGUUCGGAGGCAGUUUGCUCAGCAUAGGCAGUCUGGAGAAGCGCAAAGGCCUGAAGAAGCUCGCUAAAUCGAUAGGCAACAAAGUCAAGGGCAAGAGUCGGAGCAAGAGCAAGCUGGACGAUAUCUGCGACGAGGAGGAGUUCAGGGUGGGAGAGAGACCCAGGACAGCUGGACAGGAGCACGGCGACGCCGAUCCCGGAGUUGUCAGUGACGAGGACGACGAGUUCACGUUCGACGAUCUGUCGCACAAGAGCUCGACCUCGUCGUUGAAUUCCUCGCAAGCGGCGAACCAGGCCUGGAAGAACAGCGAGAAUCUGUCCCGAGACAACCGCAACAACUCGCCUCUGCCUCUGUCGGACUCGUCUAGCGUUAAUCUAUCCAACCAGGACAACAAACAAGCGACGAGCAAUAGUUCGGCAAACACGCCGCCGUCCAAACCGCCGAGGUUCGCGCUAAAUACCAGUAACAGCAAUCUUAGCAGCUCGAAAACCGAGAAACCGGUACCGGCAGCUCGGGAAAACCUACCGCCACAGCCGAACGUCGCAGAGGACGAGUGGGGACAAAAGCUUUACGGCCUGCAAACCGCUAAUGCGCUAAAGAGGUGGGAUAACAAGAGGAACAGUCCAAAGAUCAUAGUCGACGAGCCACGUGAUAGUCCCAUUGCGGAAGAUCGCAGCAACUCGCCGAUCACGCGACUGAGAGCUGAAGUCGCUCAGCAACAGCAGACUCGCAAAGAGGAAGAGAAACAGAGAAAGGAACAAAAGAAACAGGAGAAAAAGGAUAAGAAAGAGAAGAACCACCAGAAAUCCUCGUCCGAGAGAAUCAUCAUUGGCGGCGAGGAAACAAACACGACACACUCGACGACGACGCAACAGACUCGGUUGCCCCGUGAGAUCAUCGAACAGUUCGAUGGCAAAUCCAGAGAGGAUUUGAUCGAGCUAGUGAUGAAGCUCCAGCUGGACGUUGCCGAUAAGAAGAAACGGCUGCAUGACAUGGAGGACUACAUAGACGCUCUUCUCUUGAGGGUGAUCGAAUGCUCGCCACGACUGCUGCAGAACCCUUACCAGCCGGCGCGCCGACUCUCCUCCCCAGGAAACCAGUGAGACGUUCUAUCGCGAUUAAUCCUCAUCAUCAUAAUCAUCACCGGCCUCAUCGACACGUACUCGUCUUCCUGCGAAAUCGCGCUCGCGCUGCCGAUUUAUAUAUCUCUGUACAUACGAUUUUACACAGUGGUAACAACACGAGUGCGGAGACGUUUGUUGAAUUUACCCCCCACCCCAAUUGAGAUUUUACUUAUUGAGAUCCGUCCAAUCUUCCCCUCAUUCCAAGCUCUCCCCCUAAUACUAUUAGCUUUCUCACCAACUAUCUCUGAACUAAAUGAUAAUAUAUUUUAUUGAUAAUCUCGACUGUCAAUUUUCAACGCUCCAACGUGCCUUAUAUAAUAACGAUUACAAGCAUAUUAAUAUUAUAUAAAUAAUAUAUACGCGGAGUAAGCAAUUUCUAAAAUUGCCUGUGGGUCCAAUUAGGUUGUAGCUGAGAAAAAAGAAACUAGUUUAUUAAAGUAUAUAAGCUGUUAUAGCGCCCUAGAUUUUAAGAAAUAAUCGAGAUGAUAUAUAUAUAUUUAUAACUCUUGAGAGUAUUUUAUUAUGUUGAACGAUCUAAUCAUAUCAAAACAGAGUGACGAAAAUUAAAGUGAUCUAUUUAUCAAAAAAAAAAAAAAAAAAAAAAAA
This is a messenger RNA of Nasonia vitripennis (jewel wasp), 2393 nucleotides long. RefSeq names its product rab11 family-interacting protein 2 (gene Rip11). Gene Ontology annotation, cellular component: intracellular membrane-bounded organelle. Gene Ontology annotation, biological process: regulated exocytosis. Bases 189 to 1766 code for a protein of 525 amino acids. The transcript has 7 exons. Gene Ontology annotation, molecular function: small GTPase binding. NCBI's taxonomy places the organism in Eukaryota, Metazoa, Arthropoda, Insecta, Hymenoptera, Pteromalidae. The record is from RefSeq and is a predicted model, not a curated record.